AUGGUUACCACGGUUUCAACUCGCUCUAUCGCAUUAUUCUUUUCAAAUGAUGGAGUUAUCCGUGUCAAGGAUAUCCACAAUCAUAGUCAUGGUGAUGAGAAGGUUUUCGUACAAAUUGAUCCCAAGAAUAUCAAAGAAUUUCGAAACAUAUACAUCUGUAACGAUUCAAAAGACGACAAGAAAAAAGAGUCUACGUUUGAAGAAUACGCUGUGGAAUACACAAAAGAACUGAAUUAUAUAUAUCUUAAGAAUAAGAAAACCGAAGUGUACUAUUACGUUGCGACGACCAUGGAAUCUGUUUAUCUUUGCAGUAUAAAAAAUCACGAAAAUCCGGAUAAACGUGUAGAAAAAAUUGGAUGGUUUAAAUGGUUACGAAGGAUGUGUCGAAGUUCGGACAAUAUCAAGGUCUUAAAUUUGGAAAAAGAAAUAUAUGAUUUGGGAAUAUCUGAUGAAUGCCGUGUCGAGAAAUGUAGUAAAUUGCGUCGAGGGGUCAUCGAAAAAAUUCUUGAUAGUCUUAGUGGUCUUGGUAAGGGGGGUGAUGAAAUCAAUGAAGAAACUGAAAAAGAAGAUAAGGAUGAAUUCGAACGAAUGAAAAAUAUAAUCAAAGAAAAGUUGGAAGUAAUGAAAAUAGAAAAUCCUGAUGUGCUCGUUGACAUACUUGACACGGGAUUUCUUAACUAUGUUAUAUAUUAUCAUCGUCGUAAAAAAGCAGAACUAACGUGUAAAAAGAAUUACGCUAAUGUUUAG
Molecule: messenger RNA, 747 nt
Organism: Acaulospora colombiana
Lineage: Eukaryota; Fungi; Glomeromycota; Glomeromycetes; Diversisporales; Acaulosporaceae
Source: the annotation of a GenBank genome assembly